This is a messenger RNA of Onychostruthus taczanowskii (white-rumped snowfinch), 2787 nucleotides long. It is a transcript of the gene NCSTN, whose product is annotated as nicastrin. Gene Ontology annotation, cellular component: membrane. Gene Ontology annotation, biological process: Notch receptor processing; protein processing. The transcript is spliced from 18 exons. The coding region runs from base 16 to 2187 and encodes 723 amino acids. The record is from RefSeq and is a predicted model, not a curated record. Lineage: Eukaryota; Metazoa; Chordata; Aves; Passeriformes; Passeridae.
GGAAGUGGAGCGGUGAUGGCGGCGGGGCCGGGCCGGGCUUCCCCGGGAACGGGCUGGAGUUCCCCGGGAGCGCCCUGGGGUUCCCUGGGAGCGCUCCGCAGUUCCCUGGGGGUGCUCCGAGCGCUGCUGGUGGCCGCGCUGGCGGCGGGCUGCUGCCGCGGGAACUCGGUGCACCGCAAGAUUUACAUCGCGCUGAACCACACGGCGCCCUGCGUGCGCCUGCUCAACGCCACGCACCAGAUCGGCUGCCAGUCCUCUCUGAGCGGGGACACGGGCGUGAUCCACGUGGUGGAGAAGGAGGAGGACCUGGAGUGGGCGCUGUCCACGGGCCCCCACCCGCCCUACAUGAUCCUGCUGGACGGGAGCCUCUUCUCCAGGGAGGUUUUGAUGCAGCUGAAGGGAACCUCCCGGAUUUCAGGCCUGGCUGUGGCCGCUGCCUCUCCUGCCCCUCCCCGAGGGUUUUCCCCAGGAUUGAAAUGUCCCAACGAUGGAUUUGGGGUUUACUCGGACGCCUACGGGCCGCAGUUCGCGCACUGCAACGGCUCGCAGUGGAACCCGGGCGGCUCCGGGCUCUCCUACGAGGAUUUCCCCUUCCCCAUCUUCCUGCUGCAGGACGCCAACGAGACCCAGCUCAUCAAGGAGUGCUUCCGGGCGCACAACGUGCCGCGCGGGCCGGGCGCGCCGCCGCAGUUCCCGCUCUGCGCCAUGCAGCUGCAGGCGCACAUGCACGCCGCCGCCAGCACCGUCACCUGCAUGCGCCGCAGCUCGCUGCAGAGCGCCUUCAGCAUCAACCCAGAGAUCGUGUGUGACCCCCUGCUGGAUUACAACGUCUGGAGCUCCCUGCAGCCCAUCAACGCCUCGGGGCGGCUGCAGCCCGGCCAGCGCCUCGUCCUGGCGGCCACGCGGGUGGACAGCCACUUGUUUUUCUGGAACAUUUCCCCGGGUGCCGAGGCCGCCGUCGGUUCCUUCGUGGCGCUGCUGGCGGCGGCGCAGGCGCUGCAGGCGGCCCCGGGCUCCCAGCAGCUGCCCCAGAACGUCCUCUUCGUCUUCUUCCAGGGGGAGACCUUUGAUUACAUCGGCAGCUCCCGCCUGGUGUUUGACAUGGAGCAGGAGAAGUUCCCGCUGCGCCUGGAGAACAUCGCGGCCUUCCUGGAGCUGGGCCAGGUGUCCCUGAGGAACAGCUCCGUGCUCUGGAUGCACACGGAUCCCGUCUCCCGCCGGAACGAAUCCGUGGAAUCCCAGGUGCAGAAUCUCCUGGCCGUGCUCCGGAGCAGCGGCUCCGGCUCCAACGUUUCCCUGCAGGAGCCGGGGGUGUCCCAGCCCCUCCCCCCCUCGUCAUUCCAGAGGUUCCUGAGAUCCCGGAGCAUCCCGGGGGUGGUGCUGAGCGACCACCGGGCCGCCUUCCACAACAGGUACUUCCAGAGCAUCUACGACACGGCCGAGAGCAUCGGGAUGCGUUAUCCCGAGGGGCUGAGCCCCGAGCAGCAGCUGGAAUUCGUCACCGGCACCGCCCAGGCCCUGGCCGAGGUGGCCACGCUGGUGGCCCGGGCUCUGUUCACCCUGGCCGGGGGAACCGCCGGCACCGAGAGCAUCCGGGCGGACCCCAGAACGGUCACGCGGCUGCUCUACGGAUUCCUGCUCAACUCCAACAACUCCUGGUUCCAGUCCCUGAUCAAGCCCGACCAGAAGGGAAUCCUGGGCCCUUUUCCCCAGCACUACGUGGCCGUGUCCAGCCCCACCAACACCACGCAGCUGCUGCAGGCGGUGCUGGGCAACCUGACCGGGGCCAGCGUCAACCUGAGCCGGGAGCAGUGCCAGGAUCCCGGGAAAACCCCGGGGACACAGCCCGAGCUGUACGAGUACUGGUGGGUGCAGGGCCCCCUGGACGGGAAUUCCUCGUCCCGGAUUCCCGGCUGUGUGCGCUCCGCCGUCCGGCUGUCCCCCGCGCUGUCCCCGGCCUUCGAGCUGCGCCGCUGGGAUUCCCGGGAAUUCUCCACCUGGACCGAGAGCCGCUGGAAGGACAUCCGGGCGCGCAUCUUCCUGGUGGCCAGCAGGGAGCUGGAGCUGCUGACGCUGGCCCUGGGCGUGCUGGUGCUGCUCCUGUCCCUGCUCUGCACCUUCCUCAUCAGCUCCAAGGCCUCGCUGCUCUUCGGCCUCCCGGCCCCGCCCGGCCCCUCCGGCUACUGAAAAUCCCGGGAAAAACGCCUGGAAAAGCCUCGGGAAUCCCCCCCGGAGCUCCCGGCGCUGCAGAUGCCAGAGGUGUUCCCAGGAAAGCCGGAAUUCCGGGUGGGAUCGGUGCCCUGGGGGUAGAAUUCCAGGUGGGAUCGGUGCCCCGGAUGGGAAAUUCCCAAAAUUCCCAUUGGGAUUUGAUACCCUGGGGGAGAAUUCCCGGAAUUCUGGGUGGGAUCCGCUGUCCUGGGUGGGAAAUUCCCAAAAUUCCCAUUCGGAUCCAGUGCACUGAGUGAAAAUUUCCCAUUUGGAUUCGACGCCCUGAGUGAAAAAUUCCCAGAAUUCUCAUUAGGAUUCUAAGCCCUGAGUGAAAAAUUCCCAGAAUUCCUGGUGCCCUGAGUGGCAAAUUCCCAAAAUUUUCCAAGACUUCCCAGCUGGAUCCAUCCUGUUUCCCGGGGUGGAGCUUUUCCCAAAAUCCGGAUAAAGGAAGGAUAAAGGGGGUAGGGUUUUUUGGGAAUUGUGAGGAAUUCCAGGGGGUCUGAGAAUGUCCCAGUGGAAAAAGUUCCUUUUUUUCCCUGGGAUUUGUAAAUAUUAUAAAUAAAUCCAUGGAAUUCCCAA